Ceratitis capitata (Mediterranean fruit fly) is the source of this 1531-nucleotide messenger RNA. RefSeq names its product meiosis-specific nuclear structural protein 1. Gene Ontology annotation, biological process: cilium organization. Gene Ontology annotation, cellular component: motile cilium. The record is from RefSeq and is a predicted model, not a curated record. The coding region runs from base 75 to 1427 and encodes 450 amino acids. NCBI's taxonomy places the organism in Eukaryota, Metazoa, Arthropoda, Insecta, Diptera, Tephritidae. The transcript is spliced from 3 exons.
GUUGCUAGGAGAAACAGCAAAAUAUAUUUUUAAUAAUUGGUUAAAUAAAAAGGGAUUAUUUUAAUUUUCACAAAAUGUUUGGUGGUUUUCGAUGUACAAUUCCGGCGGAAGCCGAUAGAAAGGUAGAUGUAGCCAACAAUCUUUUCAUUGAAACUGUUAUGGAACAAGAACGACGAGUUAAGGAUUUGAGGGCGGAGGAAAUACAGAUGACAGCUGAAAAUCCUCGAAUUCGGGCCCAACAACAAACAAAAGAUAUCUCAAUUGAACUGAAAUCUCAAAAGGUUGAAGAAUUCCUGGAUAAAAAACGGAGGCAGCAACUACGUCAGAAUAAUAUGGAACUACGGCAGUUGGAGAAACAGCUAAAAGCUGCGUUUAUAUCAAAGCAGUUGGUUGAGCAGAAGGUGGCUACUGAUAAGCUCAAAGAAGAGCAAAUGAAAAAUAAAAGGUUGGAAGAUGAAGAAUUUGAAAAGGAGCAACGCCGAUGUAAAGAAGCCUUAAUGGAGCAAGAAAAAAAUGAGGCGAAAAAGAAACAAGAAUUUCGUAAAAUACUCUUAGGUCAGAUGGAGGCUUCCCAGCAAAAGAAAAAAGAUGAAUAUACAGAGGUAUUAAAGGAAAGGGAUGAAAUGCAAAAAUUGUUGCGAAAAUACAAGGCGGACCAUGAAGCAGAAUUAUUAGAUUUAGAACAGAGAAAGGAAAAUGCCAAAAAAGAAAUGGAAGAAUUCAGACGCUUGCAGAAGGAGCUGAAACAAAGCGAGAUGACGCAAAAAAUGGAUGAAGUGGACAGAUUCCAGAAAAUGAUGAAGGAACGAGAGGAACUUAAUUUGAAGAUUAAGAUGGAAAGAGAUAUGCAAGCUCAAAAGAGAGCAGAGUUGAGUGAUCGAAUUGGACAACAAUUGUACCAAGUAGAGAGCGACAAACGGAAACGUGAAAACCUAUUGCUUGAUUUACUGGUAGAGGAACGUAAUACUAACGAGGAUAUCAAAUAUAAACAAAACUUGGAAAAACAGUGGAAUGAUCGUAUACAAAUGCGUUUGGAAUUUGAACGGUAUCGGGAGGAAAGAGAACGUAGAAAACUUGAACAAGAGCAAAACGAGGAUGCAGUCUUCCUUGCAGAAAUGCAUAAACAACUGGCUGAACGUGAUAAGUUGGAUCAGUUAGCAGAUGAAAAACGUCGACGAAAGAUUAAAGAACAUGGUCGAGCUAUACAAGAAAUGAUAGAAUUACGGCGUCGUCAAAGAGCUAUGGAUGCCGCUGAAGAUAUUAAGUGGCAUGAAUACCUAUUGAAUGAGGAACGAAAGCAGACUGAAAUGGUGGAAAAUGAGCGUUUAGAGAUGCUCAAAAAUGCACCAGUGGAUGUGUUGCGGUAUCUUCCUUCAGGAGUGAUAAAGGACUCUGAUAGAAAAACUCUUGGCCUUUCUGAUAACUAACGAAAUUAUUUUUUUUUUGUAAAUUCUGCGAUAGUAAAUUUUUGUGUUGAAAAUUCUAAAUGUAUAUUUAAAAUCCCGCUUUAAUAGAAAGUAUAAAAUAUUCA